Erigeron canadensis is the source of this 1711-nucleotide messenger RNA. RefSeq names its product monooxygenase 2-like. The transcript has 6 exons. Gene Ontology annotation, molecular function: FAD binding. NCBI's taxonomy places the organism in Eukaryota, Viridiplantae, Streptophyta, Magnoliopsida, Asterales, Asteraceae. The coding region runs from base 121 to 1389 and encodes 422 amino acids. The record is from RefSeq and is a predicted model, not a curated record.
UUAUAGACAUUCUGACAUAUUGUUAUUUUUAUUAGACCCUCAACUUUCUUCUUAAUUAUCAAAACAAACAAUCUGGAAAGGAGAGCUAUAUAUAGAUAUAACCAAUCUGAUUUUUUAAGUAUGCAAGUUCAUAAUCAUAAUAAUAAUGAAGAUGUAGAUAUCCUAAUUGUUGGUGCUGGACUGGCUGGUCUUACUACAUCCUUAGCCCUUCACAGGUUGGGUUUAAGGAGUUUGGUAUUGGAGUCAUCAGAGAGCUUAAGAAUUACCGGGUUUGCGCUUACAUUAUGGACCAAUGCUUGGAAGGCGUUGGAUGUUGUAGGAAUUGGAGACUCCUUAAGACAAAAGUCUACUCAAAUAACUGGAUUCAAGAUGGCCUUGCCUGAUACUGGUCUUUUUACUCCAGGGCAAGUACUUGACAAAGAUGGGAAAUUCCACAAAUUAUUUUAUCUUAGCAAGGGCUAUGAAAGUCGAUGUGUUAGGCGGAAAGAUUUACUGGAGACAUUAGUCAACGAGUUACCACACGACACCAUUAGAUACUCUUCAAAGGUUACAAACAUUAGUGAACUCAACCGGUUCAAACUAGUACAACUAGCUGAUGGGUCGAUUCUCAAAACCAAGGUGUUGAUAGGGUGUGAUGGGGUUAACUCGGUUGUUUCUAAAUGGUUGGGUCUUGCAACACCUGUAAGUGUUGGGAGAUCAGCUAUUCGUGGUUUGGCAGACUUCCCAAAUGGCUCAGGUUUUGAACCUCUGUCAUAUCUCAGCUUUGGAGGUGGCACACGAUUUGGUUUUCGUCCGAUUGAUGACAAGACCGUGUAUUGGUUUUGCACGUUUACCCCAUCUAAAGUUCCAUCAUAUGAAAAAGAGUUGCAAGAAAGCCCAAGGAAAAUGAAGCAAUUUGUAUCGAGACUAAUCGACAAGAUGCCACGAGAAGCACUAGACGUGCUGGAAAAAACGUCUCUAAGCAACAUUUCAUAUUCAACAUUGAAGAUAAGAUUGCCAUGGAAUGUACUAUUUGGUAACAUAGCUAAAGAAAACGUUUGCGUAGCAGGGGAUGCCCUUCAUCCCAUGACGCCCGACAUAAACCAAGGUGGGUGUUCUGCUCUUGAAGAUGCCAUAGUGCUUAGUAGGCAUCUCGGAGAGGCUUUUUUGAAGAAAACAUCUGGAAAAGAUGAUGAAUUCGAUAGAAUUGGAAAGGGAUUAAUGAAAUAUGAAAGGGAAAGGAGGUGGAGAAGUGUUAGUCUAAUUACUGUUGCAUAUUGUGUGGGGUUUAUACAACAAAGCAACGGAAAAUUGAUGAGUUUCUUGAGGAAAGUAUGGUUAUCUAACCAUACUUCUAAUGCUUUGCUUCAGAUGGCUAAGUUUGAUUGUGGUGACCUUAAUUUCUAUUGAAUUGAAGUUCUAGUCCCUUAGCUGGGCCACAACAAACCUUCUCAGACCCAUUACGUAAGAGGUAAUCAAACUCGUAUAAAGAAUGAAAACGUCACGAUCUUCAUGGUGAAUACGUCUCAAGAUGGAUUGACCCACGUUUAAUAUUGUUUAUCUUGAGUAUGUUUAUAUUUUGUACAUCUCAAAGUUUUAGAGUAGCUAGGGAUCUAAUGAUUAAUUAAAAGCAUUUUAAAAACCACAUACUUUUCACAAGUGAAAACAUGUGUAUGAGAUUUUAACAAAGCCCGAUUCAUGUUAUUAUUCAAUAAAGAUAGGAUUACAAUAA